This is a messenger RNA of Ostertagia ostertagi, 222 nucleotides long. NCBI's taxonomy places the organism in Eukaryota, Metazoa, Nematoda, Chromadorea, Rhabditida, Trichostrongylidae. The record is from the annotation of a GenBank genome assembly.
AUGUCAGAUCUCCCCGACGGCGUUCUCCUCGGUUGUGGUAAUCCCCUGCUUGACAUCCAAGCUGUAGUUGGCAAGGAUUUCCUCAAUAAAUGGGGCCUCAAGGAAAAUGAUGCCAUCCUCUGUGACGACAAGCAUAAUGCAAUGUUCGACGAGCUCGUCGAAAAAUAUGAAGUCGAAUAUAUCCCCGGAGGUGCGACCCAGAAUGCUGUUCGUGUUUGCCAG